UAUUUUUACCUUUUCAUGCUUCUUUUCUCUGCAUGCAAGCCAAACACUUAUCAAUCAUCUCCCACUUAAACUGCAUCUGUAAUCAUUACCAUCUCGUCUCUCAGUUCAUAAAUAUAUAUACAUGAUUAUAAUCUCUAGAUUCUUCUUCAGCUGCUGCUAAUGCAACAUCAAAUUUCAAUGCAUGGACAAUCCUGCAGCUUCGCAUCACCACCAGAUUACGCCUGCGCAACUAGAAGAUAUAUUGGCUUCUACUAACUCAUCGGAACCAUAUACUCUGGAUGAAAACAAGGUGAGACCUCAACAAGAACAAGCUCCUCCUUCUUUAAAAUGCCCAAGAUGCGAUUCUACAAACACAAAAUUCUGUUACUACAACAACUAUAGUCUGUCACAACCAAGGUAUUUCUGCAAGUCAUGUAAAAAGCACUGGACACAAGGUGGUUCUAUAAGAAAAAUUCCAGUCGGUGGGAGUUGUAAGAAGAAGAGCAACAAGAAAUCAUCAUCGGUAUCUGCUAAAAAAUCCAAAGAUCAAUCGGUUAAUUCAGUCCCAUCUUUAACUUCUGUUUCAAAUGAUGUGACACUUACAUUUUCUGGACAUCAAAAUCACAAACAACUCACUACUACCACUACCAGUGAACAUAUUUUAGGACUAGAGCCUGACAUUGAACCCAUGAGUACUGUCUUUGGAAGCCAUGGUAACACACAGUUUGAUACUCUUCGAAGUAGUGCCUGUACAUCCACAUCCACAACCAACAACAGCAAUAGUAAUCCUAACACAUUACUUUUUGAAGCACUUAAAUGUGGUUUUCUUGAGACUCAAAGUGGGAAUCAUAGUUUCAAUGGUUAUCAAGGUAUGGGAGAAGUUGAAAAUGGCAUGUUGCCUUAUAUUCAAAUGAACAAUGGUACAAAAGAGAUCGCAGCAACAACAACCACAGCGACAGUAACAACCAUAACAAGGAAACAAGAGGUUUAUAAAGAUAUAGACGGUGAGAAUAAUACUUCGUUUGGUAAUUUUCCAUGGCAAGUGAAUGAAGAAAGUAAUAUGAGUAGUGUCAUUGGUUCAGGAAAAGAGUUGUACUCAAAUGGAGGACUUGGGUCUUCCUGGUUUGGACUGAUUAACAAUCUUUGAUGUAGAUUUUGCUAUAUUGAGCUUAGCUUUGCACAUUCAGAGUACAAAAUAAAACCGUAACGCAAUGAGGUUUCUCUAUAAUUUUCUAAUUUCCAGAGACCAUUAGACUACACAAUUGUUUUUUAAAGAGAGGUUUAUAAACUAUCUGUUGCUGAUACUUCCGAAAGACAGCUUAAAUUAACAAGUGAUCGAUGCUUCUUGGAUAUGUUUAUAUAUGGGUCGCGGAUGGAUUAAGAGUAGCAAAUAAUCAAGAUAAGACCGUGGUAUCAAUUAGCAUGCUAGACCAUAGACCUGUAGUGGUAUCAUGCCACAUAUUCUAUCAUUACUCUGUAACCUGAAAAGGAUAUUACAUAAUGAUGCGGAAGUUUCAAAUAACGUUGAGCAUA
This is a messenger RNA of Papaver somniferum (opium poppy), 1512 nucleotides long. Its product is annotated as dof zinc finger protein DOF2.1-like. The transcript is spliced from 2 exons. Bases 182 to 1126 code for a protein of 314 amino acids. Gene Ontology annotation, biological process: regulation of DNA-templated transcription. The record is from RefSeq and is a predicted model, not a curated record. Gene Ontology annotation, molecular function: DNA binding; DNA-binding transcription factor activity. NCBI's taxonomy places the organism in Eukaryota, Viridiplantae, Streptophyta, Magnoliopsida, Ranunculales, Papaveraceae.